GACUUUGCAGAAAUCACAAAAGAUAAACAAAGUUUAGCAUACAAGUCAAUAUUUUGUGGAAAGAAGACUUACAUAGACUUACUCACGAAUGAUUUAAAUGAAGUUGCAUUUCACUGCAGAAUGAAAGGCGUGAAGCAAGAUGUUAUUGCUUUAACCGCUAAUGAAAUGUUUCCUGACUCUGUUCAGUGUUUCUAUGAUGAAGAUAAAGGUUUAAUGGUUCCGCAAGGAACAUAUGAACAAGACUCUGAGUUCAGUUUAAUGAAACUUUACAAAGCACUUUAUGACGGUCAAGAGAUUGGAUUUGACUUAUGUAAGUCUUCUAGUCCUUGCUUUGCUGAAAAGUUUAACUUCUCAAUAACGACUAAAACAAGCUUUAUUCGUAAGUUGAAGUUCUGA
Messenger RNA from Trichomonas vaginalis G3, 396 nucleotides. RefSeq names its product organellar and viral DNA polymerase type B. The record is from RefSeq and is a predicted model, not a curated record. The transcript has a single exon. The annotation marks the transcript as partial. NCBI's taxonomy places the organism in Eukaryota, Parabasalia, Trichomonadida, Trichomonadidae.